AAGCGUUUGUCAUGUGGGCCCUCUGGUUGGUCCAGGAUGUGUUUGAAAACACACGCGGAAGGAUUGUCUCGCGUAACGAAAUAUAUUCUGCGCCGCGGUGUAGUAGUAACGCAGAACACUGUAUCGAAAAGCAUGGGAAGUAGUGUCGCUGUUUGCUUCAAGUGUGCGUCACAUGUUGAACGAACGUAGAUCGCUAGGUGAAGCGUGUGAGCCCGUCAGACAGAGGUGGAAGCGUGGCGCCGUCGUCGUCCCGUGCAGACAUGUCCGCACAUGUUGCGGCACUGAGACUGAGUCGCGCCGGUUGCUCCUGCUCAUCAUCAUCAUGAUGGACAGUAGUAAAUUCCCGCAGCAGCUCUUCCCCAGCUUUUAUUACAUUGGCCCCCCUGAACGGACAAGCGGCUGUGCGGUGGAAGGCUGGGGUACGUACGGCCAGUUACUCCCACUGGGAGCCGAGGAGGAGGAGGAGGAGGAGGAAGAGGAGGGUCCUGCCCAUUUGAACGACUGGAAAUUUCAAGCACAGCACACAGCGAAAGGUCAGAAAUGGGUACCCAUGGAGCCCAUCACAAUACCACUCUUGGCCCCAAACAAAGUUGGCAAGUGUACAGAUUUUGGCCGUCCUUCUGAUGCAAUGGACUUCCCAAAACAUAUGAAGAACUUUUACCUGGAUAACCCUCAGGAUGCCUUUGGUACAAUGAGCAGUUUACUUGAGGAGCACUUCUAUUUUGGGAGUGGGACCUUAAAAGCACAUGCAAGAAAGACUGCUGUUAGUAUGAAGAAGAUGAAGCAUUUUUUAAGACAUUCAAAAUAUGAAAAGUGCUCUCUGACGUACUUUGGGAAAAGAGCCAGACUGUACAGCCAUCUGCUCGGGGAUGCGAUCCACGACAUUCCUCCUGGACUCCUGGCUGAGCUCCUUCAUGAAGAGUUGGCUCAGCGCUGGCAACAGCAGCACUUCAAUGAAGUGACCACAGGGGGCGCUAUAGGCUAUUUUCAGCUCAGGGCGUCAGAUACAUUUCAAGAAGGCUGCCUCAUAUAUCCCAGAAAGUCUGCCCUCAACUCACUUGAGUUCCAGCAAGUGGUUUUAAAGGUAAAAAACAGCAAUUCUCCGCAACUCAGCUUGCAGAACAAACCCAUUACUUACAAGCUCAAUGGCACCGUUCGCCAGAUCAGCGUUGGCCGCAUGGAGGAGAGUGUGCACGUGGGGGUGCGUUCUGACUACUGCUGUGGAGUUUGGAUGGCCACGCACGCUCUGAGACCCGUGCCACGUGAAGUCAUUAAAACUGAGGAUAGGUCCAGCUGCCUCGCUGUCAGCCCCCAUAUUCCUGGAGAACUGCUUGUGGCCACUGAAAGUGGAGCUGCCUAUCUCUGGACUGUAGGGCGAUGCCUUUCUAAAUUCCGUGAAGAAGAAGGAAACCUGUAUUUUAAUGCUCAGUCCCAGUGGCGAUGGUGUGACUUUUCUGCACACCCCAGAGUGGUGCUGUAUGCUGACCGGACAGGGCUGGAGCUGACAGACAUCAGAUCUAAAGAAAAAUACAGCCACACUCUGUUUCGCAUAGGACAGACACCGGACUGCAAGAGUGGGGAGAGGGUGAUGAUGUCCAAGUACCUGUUUGACGUUAACACAUACCACCACCUUGUUACCACACAGUAUUCCGCAUAUAUCAUGGAUGAGCGCUUUCCAUGCUUGCCUAUGGUCAAGUGGGACCACAUGAUGGCAGGCCCACCUGUAUUUGCACAAGUCGUUGGAAGGCCUUCACAAGGUGGGAGCAAUAAAAUGCUGCUUGGCUCCCAGCAUUCCCAGGAGGUAAUGCUUCUGCAGUACUCCGGUGGUGAUGUCCUUGCCUGCCAUUCUGUGGGAUCUCCUCAGCAACUCAUCUCACCCAUGAAGAGCCUGAAGCAUCUGCCAGUCCAGAUUCCCCACAGGAAGGUGAAAGUCCAGGAGAGGCUGGAGGUGCCUCUUGCUGGUGUUGCAUCCAUCUACCAUGCUGAGAAACGUGAGUGCCUUUGUGUGCUACAGCUCUCUGAAGGAGGGGACAUCUUCUACCAGAUUCUGAAACCAGCUGGAAAUGAAUCGCAACCCUCAAAGAACUCUAUGGGGGGUAAGCAACCUACUGCAGAACUAUCCGAUUCAUUGUUGUACCAAAGCCAGAAGCAGAUGAGCGACAGUACUGUGAAUGAGGAGCAAAGAACACGUGCGUUACAGGUAGAACUGAGUGAUAACCAAAGUGCAGCAACAACUUCUGAGAUGGAAAUCCAUGGUGUUUCUGAAACCUCUGUGAGUCAAACUCUUGUGGCCCAGUCUACACAAGUAGGCACAAGUCUUGCAAAACACAGUACAGCCCAAGAAAAGGCCAGCAAAGAGGUCCUAAUGCAGUGGAAAUCAUGGCUGAAUAUUCUUCACAGCAACCAAAAACAAAAGCGCAGAAAAUAUGAAAAGUGUCACUGGACUUUAACAACCAAAUCACUUAUUUCCCUUGACGAUGGCCAAAAAGACUCUCUUGAGAAAGGUCGACUUAGCAGUCUAAGAAAUGAUAUGAAAGAGCUCAUGAAAAGAAAGAAGGUGCUCAUUCACGGUGUCACCAGCCUUCCUCCACAAGGGGUGCUCCCAACUCCAGACCCUGUGGACACUGAAUCUUGGGACAAUGACCUGAGCCAGCGGCUCUCCAUGUCUUGGGAUGGCCAGUGGAAAAGCUGGUGGGAAGAGAAGCUGGGACUGAACCGUGAGAAGAAGGUCAAGGAACUUCGCCGAAAACGUAGGCGACAAAAACAAGCUCGAGUUCGGUCUCGUGUUUGCCUUUCUGAAAGCUUCACCUCCUCUGUAGGCUAUCCAUCUGACUUUGACUUCUCAGCUACAAGUAGUUUUGGAGACAGCCAGCCUCCUGAUUUGGGUACAGACUUUGGAUAUCUGUCUUCUCAGGAGGACCUUUUCUCAGAGUCUGAGUGUGUGAGGAGAGUGGAUGUAGACAAGGAGUCUCAGAGUUCUAAACCCAACUUGGUGCAGCUGGAUUCUGGCAAAGCAAGACUUGUGGGCAACAAAACUAAAACUCAAGAGGCAAGAUGCCUCAAUCAGGAAUCCUACCUCAGUUCUCUGUUCAGUUCCCAGGAAGAACCUAAGGAAGCCACUGUGGAGAGUAGCUUCUCCUUCCCGCUGUCAUUGUCUUCUCAAAUGUCCAGCAUUUCGGUGUCCCAGAGGAAACCCUGUGUUGGAGCUUCUUCGUUGACCUCCACCCCUUCCCGUCCCAUGAAGAAGAGGUCACGCAUGGGUUUUUAAAGCACUGAAGAACGGACGUCAGGGCAAGUCAUUAAUUUAUUCUUUGUUUCUCUCGUUAUGCCUAACUUCACUCUAGACUAAGUUAGAUUUACAAUGCAGUGUUCCAGUUUGUGCUAAAAUCAGAUUUGUAAGCCUUUUAGGCUGUGAUCCAUAUGCAAUGAAGUGGUAGAUAUUUCAGUACUCAUCUCCAGUACUGACAGUGAUGCCCCCCCCCUGAGCUGUUACAUUUCUUAAGUGGAAAAAUCAGUAUGAAUUUAGGCACUUUUAUGCUGUUGUGUACUUAGCAUGUCAGGUCGUGGAUAAAAAUUAAAAUUUAAGAUUGCUUCUUGUCUGUCUUAGAUUAUAUGAAAUAGUUAUAGCAAAUGGAUUCCUCAGUCGAAUAAUUUCUACCAGUUAAAAUGAUGAGUGAAAGAAAAGCCAGCAAAAGAUAUCGUUCUUCAGAUUUGUAAUACAGCACACAUGGUUAAUAGGACAACACGACUAGGCAAUUUAUGCAACCAAGUCUAAAAUAAUGUUGAAGUUUUAAUUUUCAUUUUUCACUUAAGUUAAUGGCAUACAUUUUUGUUUUUACAAAUGUACAGUUUUUCCUGUAAUAUCAAAAGAUUAUAUGCAUUACAUAUGCAGUUAACACCAAAAAUAUUUCUCAUCCUGUAUGGAAUUUUUUUUACACU
Molecule: messenger RNA, 3939 nt
Organism: Scleropages formosus (Asian bonytongue)
Lineage: Eukaryota; Metazoa; Chordata; Actinopteri; Osteoglossiformes; Osteoglossidae
Gene: taf1c
Product: TATA-box binding protein associated factor, RNA polymerase I subunit C
Exons: 14
Coding region: 173-3268 (1031 amino acids)
Biological process (GO): transcription by RNA polymerase I
Cellular component (GO): fibrillar center
Molecular function (GO): RNA polymerase I core promoter sequence-specific DNA binding
Source: RefSeq, a predicted model, not a curated record